Molecule: messenger RNA, 1537 nt
Organism: Haplochromis burtoni (Burton's mouthbrooder)
Lineage: Eukaryota; Metazoa; Chordata; Actinopteri; Cichliformes; Cichlidae
Product: fructose-1,6-bisphosphatase 1
Exons: 7
Coding region: 113-1129 (338 amino acids)
Biological process (GO): fructose metabolic process; fructose 1,6-bisphosphate metabolic process; fructose 6-phosphate metabolic process
Cellular component (GO): cytoplasm; cytosol
Molecular function (GO): fructose 1,6-bisphosphate 1-phosphatase activity
Source: RefSeq, a predicted model, not a curated record
CUCCGCUACAUACACUCCCCCCACGGCUGUCCACGCGCAGUUCCGCGUUGCUGCUGCAUUUAAAUCCUGCAGAGUUUCCUCAAACCCGCAGUUCCAGCGACUCACCGGCACCAUGUCCGACAGCAGCACCUUCGACACCAACGUGGUCACCAUGACCCGCUUCGUCAUGGAGCAGGGCAGGAAGGCCAAAGGCACGGGGGAGCUGACCACGCUGCUCAACUCGCUGUGCACGGCGGUGAAGGCCAUCUCCAGCGCUGUGCGCAAAGCUGGGAUCGCCCACCUUUACGGCAUCGCCGGCAGCACCAAUGUGACGGGCGAUCAGGUGAAGAAGCUGGACAUCCUGUCCAACGAUCUGGUCAUCAACAUGCUCAAGUCAUCGUUCAGCUCCUGCGUGCUGGUGUCUGAAGAGAAUGACAAAGCCAUCAUAGUGGAGCCAGACAGGAGGGGGAAAUACAUCGUGUGCUUUGAUCCUUUGGACGGCUCCUCCAACAUCGACUGUCUCGUCUCCAUUGGCACCAUCUUUGCCAUUUACAAAAAGACCACAGAUGAUGAGCCCUGUGAGAAGGACGCUCUGCAGCCCGGCAGGAACCUCGUGGCAGCGGGCUACGCCCUCUACGGCAGCGCCACCAUGGUAGUGCUCUCCACCGGCCAGGGAGUCAACUGCUUCAUGCUCGACCCGGCGAUCGGGGAGUUCAUACUGGUCGAGCGGGAUGUGAAGAUGAAGAAACGAGGGAAGAUUUACAGCUUGAAUGAAGGUUAUGCAAAGUACUUUGACCCUGCUGUCACAGAGUACCUGCAGAACAAGAAGUUCCCUCAGGACGGCAGUGAGCCCUAUGGCUCCCGCUACAUUGGCUCUAUGGUGGCAGAUGUGCACAGAACGCUGAUGUAUGGAGGGAUCUUUUUAUACCCAGGAAAUACGAAAAGCCCCAAGGGAAAGCUGCGCCUGCUGUACGAAUGCAACCCCAUGGCCUUCAUCAUGGAGCAGGCGGGCGGCAUGGCCUCCACGGGCUUCGAGAACAUCCUGGACAUCCAGCCCGAGAGCAUCCACCAAAGAGCUCCUGUGGCUAUGGGCUCCAGCGAGGACGUGCUGGAGUACAUCGCCAUCUGCCAGAAACACGCCAAGAAGUGAGACCGCACGGGACUCGCACAGCGGUCCUCCUGUUGGGAUGCACGUCACCGCCUCUGUAAUGAUGGUUUUUAUGUAAAAAUGGGUUUUAAAGACCAAAAAUGUGAAGAGAUUUGGAGGCACGGUGUUUUCAUGCCACGUUAGCCCUCCCAUUUUUAAGAGGUGCUUCAUAAGUUCACAUACUGCUAAACAAAAGCUACCAAAGACCAAAAAUGUGCCAAAACACACAAACGCACUUCAGUCUGAGACCUUUGCUCCUCAGUUUACCUCCAGUUGUGCCUUAAAUCAAAGAGACAUUCCAGAUGUGCAAAAGACCAAAAACAGCCUCUUUGCAACCAAACGUGAUUCUUUUAUUAUGUGAAAUAACAGCUGUUUGGAACAAUGAAGUCUCUCAAUAAAUGAUAAGAACGA